CUUACUUAUUAACGACAACCUUACUUAUUAACACAACAUUACUGAAAAAAUUCCAUCUAAGAGCUAUAAUUAAGUGUAAACGAAAUAUUACAAGAAAAUCAGGGUAUAAAAACUAUAGUUAGAUUCAUAAAUAAAAAAAAUAUAGUUAGUUUUUUUCUUUAAUAAUCUUAGUUGGGAUAUAAGGUUGGGUGGUUAAUCAAUUACUAUGUGUGGAUAUUAUUUUAAAAAGGUCCCGAAAAUUAUUCCACUCCUAUAUAUUAUUAAUAUAUUACUUUCCUUCUUCUAUAAAGAACAUACACGUCUUGAAGCAAUCAGCCACUCUUGGGUUUUGGUUUUAUCCGAAUCGCCAAUCAUUCCCCUCCCAAGCAACCACCUUCCCUCCCGCCUCAUCGGAAAAAGCUUAGGUGAGUCGUCGGGGACAUGACGAUUUCAGCUGCCGCCGGCAUCUCCCUGUUAAUCCCGCUCCUCCUCCUAGCUCUCUCCACUACCAGCACAGUCAGCUCCGCCAGGCCAGAUAAAGCAGAUGACGUCAUCCAGCUGCCCUCAUCCGCUUCCAGGUUUUUCCGCUCCGGUGGCGUUGACGACGAUGCCGACUCUACGGGGACUAGGUGGGCGGUGUUGAUCGCCGGAUCCAGUGGAUACUGGAAUUACAGACACCAGGCUGAUGUCUGUCACGCCUACCAGAUUCUCAAAAAGGGUGGUCUGAAAGAUGAAAACAUCAUUGUUUUCAUGUAUGAUGAUAUUGCUUAUAAUGUAGAGAACCCGAGGCCUGGAGUGAUAAUCAACAGUCCACACGGCGAUGAUGUUUACAAAGGCGUUCCGAAGGAUUAUACCGGGGAAGAUGUAACUGUGGGAAACAUUUUCGCUGCAAUCCUUGGUGACAAGUCUGCUCUGACUGGGGGCAGUGGUAAAGUUUUGGACAGUGGUCCGAAUGAUCAUAUUUUCAUCUACUACACCGAUCAUGGAGGUCCCGGGGUGCUAGGAAUGCCUACCAGCCCAUACAUGUAUGCCGAUGAUCUGAAUGAUGUUUUGAAAAAGAAGCAUGCUUCUGGAACCUAUAAAAGCUUGGUCUUCUAUCUUGAAGCUUGUGAAUCUGGAAGUAUCUUUGAGGGUCUUCUUCCCGAGGGUUUGAAUAUUUACGCUACCACUGCUUCAAAUGCUGAAGAGAGCAGCUGGGGAACGUACUGUCCUGGAGAUUAUCCUAGUCCACCGCCAGAAUAUGAAACCUGUUUAGGUGACUUGUACAGUGUUGCUUGGAUGGAAGACUGCGAUGUACACAAUCUGCGGAGGGAGAGCGUGCAUCAACAAUACGAGUUGGUCAAGUCGAGAACUUCAAAUGACAAUUCUCCUUAUGGUUCCCAUGUCAUGCAAUAUGGUGAUAUGCCACUCAGCAAGGACAUGCUUGCCAUGUAUAUGGGUACCAAUCCAGCGAAUGAGAACUUCACUUUUGUGGACCAGAAUGCCAUAAUACCACCCGUUAAAGCUGUUAACCAACGAGAUGCCGAUCUUGUCCAUUUCUGGGAUAAGUAUCGGAAGGCCCCGGAAGGGUCAGCGAGGAAGAUUGAAGCCGAGAAGCAGGUUAUGGAGGCCAUGUCACACAGGAUGCAUGUAGACAACAGCAUGAAACUCAUUGCAAAGCUCCUAUUCGGAAUCAACAAGGGUUCGGAGGUGCUCAGCUCUGUUCGCCCUGCUGGCCAGCCCCUUGUCGACGACUGGAAAUGCCUCAAAACACUGGUAAGGACAUUUGAGACGCACUGCGGGUCGCUGUCCCAGUACGGAAUGAAGCACAUGAGGUCUAUAGCGAAUAUGUGCAAUGCAGGAAUUGGGAAAGAUCAGAUGAACGAGGCCGCGAGCCAGGCCUGUGUCAGCUUUCCUACCAGCCCUUGGAGCUCGCUGCAGGACGGGUUCAGUGCAUAAGUAAGCUGUGGAUUUGCUCUGUUAUUGUGUCCAUAAACAACAGUUAAGUGUGGCUAAAUAGAAAGAAGUCGGUUUGUUGGGAAUGGGUUUUGCUAGCGGGCUUUGCACUCUCCUGUAAAUAAGAAGUUGAACCCUUUGCAUGCAGUUAUCUCCUACCUACUAUCUGCUGCUCUGUGUAAAGAAAGCAUUAUCUUAAAG
Linum trigynum is the source of this 2115-nucleotide messenger RNA. Lineage: Eukaryota; Viridiplantae; Streptophyta; Magnoliopsida; Malpighiales; Linaceae. The record is from the annotation of a GenBank genome assembly.